UACUAUUCAUCUAUCUAUUCGAUUCUUCUUCUUCCCCACUUCUUGUUUAGUCUCUUUAAUUUGGACGUUUAAACCUUCCAAUAACGAUUUCAAUUCAUUUUGAUGUCGCAUUCCUUCUCAAUUCUCCCGUUCUGAAAUUAAUUAAGAAAGUCUUUGUUUCGCGUUAUAAUAUCUUAUUCAUCCUGUAACUACAAGCUUAACUUCACUCUUGCAGUCAAAUCCUUUUGAAAUAUUCGUGACUCUUAUUUGAUUUAGUCGUGAGUACUUUCCUAACACUCGAUCGGGUUACCGUAUUGGGAUUUAUCCAGAUUCACAUUCUUUGAUGUGUUUCUCUGCCAAUAUCCUGCAGAAGCCGUGGUAUAGCAAUUACUAGUUCUAUCUUAUUCAUCUUUCAUUGAAAUACAUAAUAUACACACAUAUAUACACGGUUCCAAUGGGCACACCAUUCGAUAGACAAAACACAGCUCGGGUUGUAUUUACGGCCUCGGUGUUCUUGGUUUUGCUUGGGAUUUGCUUGGGUAAGAAGCUGGUUCCCGCACAUUUCAUUUUUGGAGAUUCCUUAGUCGAUGCUGGGAACAACAACUACAUCGUUUCACUCUCCAAGGCUAACUACAUGCCCAAUGGGAUCGAUUUUGGUGGGCCUACGGGUCGGUUCACAAAUGGGAGGACCAUAGUUGAUAUCUUAGGUGAAGAACUGGGAUUCAAAGAUUACACUCCUCCUUACUUGGCUCCGACGACAGUUUGGCCCGUGAUCCUGGAAGGCGUGAACUACGCCUCUGGCGCAGGUGGAAUCCUUAAUGAAACUGGGAAGCUCUUCGGAGGUCGAAUAAACUUGGAUGCACAGAUUGAUAAUUUUGCUAACACGAGGGAAGACAUAAUUUCAAACAUGGGGGGACCGGCAGCUCUUGAGCUAUUCAGCAAGGCUCUCUUCUCAGUCACAAUCGGUUCGAACGACUUCAUAAACAACUACUUGACACCAGUCUUCUCAGCUGCAGAGCAAGCGUUCAUAUCUCCCGAGACUUUUGUUGACUCCAUGAUCUCAAGAUAUAGGCUUCAACUUACGAGGCUUUACGAUCUGGGUGCAAGGAAGAUUAUCGUGGUGAACGUGGGACCAAUCGGGUGUAUCCCGUAUGAGAAAGAUACGAAUAAAGGCGCUGGAGAUCGCUGCAUCGAUUUCCCAAAUGAGAUGGCUCAGCUGUUCAACGCCCGAUUAAGAGACCUCAUACCUGAGCUUAGCUCGAAUUUGGAUGGGUCGAACCUCGUUUAUGCGGACGUCUAUCGCAUUGUGGAUGAUAUAAUCGAGAACUACACUUCAUACGGAUUUGAGAGUGCAGACUCAUCGUGCUGUUACGCAGCGGGUAAGUUCGGGGGUCUGAUCCCUUGCGGGCCGUCUUCUAAAGUCUGCCCGGACCGGUCAAAGUUUGUCUUCUGGGACCCUUACCAUCCAUCCGAUGCCACAAACAUCAUAAUCGCGAAACGGCUAAUGGACGGGGGCACGGAAGAUAUAUACCCGGUGAACUUUCGGCUACUCGCUGAAUCUUAACUGGCCUGUCAUCAACUAGAAACUGAUUUACCGGAAGGAGAUGCUGUGGGCGAUUGGUCAAUCAAGUAAUUGCAUACACAUACUUUAUGACACGACAGAGUGAAAUCUUUUAAAGGAGAAAAGAAUAAGUUCUACCUAGAUUAGAAAUGAUAAAUUACCUGGAGGUUUGAUAAAGAGAUGAAAUUGAAUGGGUAAAGUGUAGCCAUUCACUGUCCCAGACAAGCUAGAACUGCAACAACAAUGUGUGACCAAGAGUGAAAUAACAUAUAAUCAGAUUUAUUCGAUGUUACAUGAGAAUUUGACACAGAAAGUUCUUUAA
This is a messenger RNA of Punica granatum (pomegranate), 1862 nucleotides long. Lineage: Eukaryota; Viridiplantae; Streptophyta; Magnoliopsida; Myrtales; Lythraceae. The record is from RefSeq and is a predicted model, not a curated record.